AUGCCGAUGUCUAGUCUUAACGUUGUGGAAUGGUCCGCAGACCAGGUGGCGGACUGGCUUACAGGGCUGGGGCCGACGGUGGCACGCUAUGUGCCGAUACUGCGGGACCGCGGCCUCGACGGGCCCAAGCUACUAGCACUGCGAUGUGACGACCUCGAGUACCUGGGCAUGCACAUCAUAGGUCACCAAGAACUACUGCUAGAAGCUGUAGAACACCUCAGAAACUUUCAAUAUGAGGUGUCUCGAGAGUGUGUGCAACAAUUGGCUCUGCGUGUGUCGGUUGUGGCUACUACGCUGACUCGAGCUCUGCGCCACCACUCUGAUAAACGCCUUGAGACACAGACACUUGCUGAUGUAGCCCGCACUGUGCACGCUGUUAAACCACUUGUGUGCUGGCUCGACAGGCUGUGCGCGAGCGGUGCGGGGGGCGUGGCGGGCGCGGGGGCGGCGGGCGCGCUGGCCGAGCGCCGCGCCGUGCUGCUGAAGCUGUCGCUGGAGGCGGCCACGUCGGCCAUGCGCGACCGCUUCGCCGAGCAGCCCGCGCGCGCCGUGGCCGCCGCCGCCGCCGCCACCGCCACCACCGCCGACUACAUCAUACAGGACGUGUCGGACCCGAUGAUCCUGCAGCCGGCGUCGCUGGACACGGUGACGCUGCGACAGGGCGGCAAGGCGCUGGGCUUCGACGUGGUGCCGUCGUUCUGCGGCCACCACCAACUCGCCGACAUCCGCUUCGGGUCGCCCGCGCACGCUUCCGGCGCCGUGCACAUCGGGGAUGAAAUCGUACAGGUGGGGAGCCAGUGCGUGAUCGGGUGGAGCGGCGCGGCCGUGCUGCGCCUGUGCGCCGCGGUGGGCGCGGGUGGGGCGGGGAGCGGUGCGGGGGGCGGAGCGGGGGGCGAGCUGCCGCUGCGCGUGCGCCGGCGCGCCGCCCGCGCUCCGGCGGCGCUGGCCACGCCGCAGCUGCACCGCAUGCACCGCCUGCAGCGCUUCCGCCCGCCGCUGUACAUGUACGGCGACUUCCGCUGCGAGCUGAGCCCGCUGCCCGCGUCGCCCGUGGCGGCCCGCGCGCCGCCGGACCACGAGCGCGAGCGGGAGCGGGCGCCCGAGUCGCCGCCCGCCUCGUCCGACGAGAGCGAGCCGCUGUCGCCGCCCGCCUCGCCCACGCAGCUGCAUCUGCACUCGGACCACACCAGGAUGUACCCGCCCAAGCCUCGCGCGGCCGUGCAGCGCCGCCACACCAUCGGCGGCUCCAGCCCGCUCUACAAGCGCCCCCCGCACUCCAUCGAGCAGUUCUGGCAAGAGUUGAAGCAGCAACACUGGGGCCGCGAGGGCGGCAGCACCCGGAUAAGUCCCACCCCCGACGAUAUCGCGCUCUACGCCCGGGAUAAGGCCGUGUCCUACAGUACAGGUCUAGAGUUGUCUCCGCGACCACGCACGUGCUUGGGAGUAGUUCUCGACCGUCCCAGGCGGCCCUCCCGGAGCGAGGAGGACACCGCGUUGCCCCCCACCGGCGAGAAGAACCGGGGCAAACUGGACAAGGCCCACUCGACGCCCGCUUACGACUUCGACGCGAGCAUCGACGAGCCGGGCCCCCUGGCGGCUCAGACCAUCCCCGAGUCCCCGACGACCCCCACGGACCCCCCGGAGCUGAAGAAGUCCAUCACGGAGCGCGACCGCGAGCGCGUGCUGGAGACCAUCAACGUGGCCAUGCUCCAGCACCGCCGCCGCUCCGCCGCCUCCCCCCUCCGCGCCGACCCGCCCCCGCCCCCGCCCCCGCCCGCGCACAGAUUGCCUCGCAGCACCUCGUCCCGAGCUCCGGAGCCCCCCCCUCGGCCCGCCAUCCCCGCGCGCCCGUCGGCCCUAGGGUCGGGCGGGGCGGGGGGCGGGGCGGUGACGUCAGCCUUCCCGGUGCUGCGCGCCGUGCCGCGCGUGGACUCGCCCCCGACGCCCUCCUCGCCGCUCAAACCGCUGCGACCCAGCGACGUGCCACACUGGAAUCGACGCCCUCCUCGCCGCUCAAACCGCUGCGACCCAGCGACGUGCCACACUGGAAUCGACGCCCUCCUCGCCGCUCAAACCGCUGCGACCCAGCGACGUGCCACACGUGAGUCUAACGAUAUCACAUCUCUAGUGGAAUCGACGCCCUCCUCGCCGCUCAAACCGCUGCGACCCAGCGACGUGCCACACAUAUCGGUUCCCCUUCGUCACAUAACGAAGCACGAUAUUCGCGUGAUCCCCUCGGAGCGUCGCGAGAUGCCCGCCAUCAACAGCGAGCAGGAGGCGUCCACCCCCACGUCGUCCCUGCGGCGGCGCUCUCCCCAGGCGGGGUCCCCCGGCGGGGCCCCGCCCGCCUCCGACAUAGUGAUGGGAGCGCAUGUGCAUAACGACUCGACCCCUACGCGGGGCUCUGCCUUGUCCCCGCAGAGCGCCGUCAGGGAGCGGCGCAUGGUCCCGGCGCGUGCGCUGGCGGCGCGCGGCGCGCUGGGCGCGGUGUGGCAGCGCGUGCGGGCGCGCGCCGCGCAGCAGCCGCGCUGGGCGCGCCGACACCUGCUGCUCACGCACAACCUGCUCUACGCCUACCGCUCGCCCGAGUGCUCCAAGGCCGACUGCAUGAUCUACCUGGAGGGGUUCACGGUCUCCGCCGCGGGCGAGGUCAAGUCCCGCGCGCACGCCUUCAAGGUCUACCACACCGGAACCGCCUUCUACUUCGCCUGCGACACCAGAGACGCGAUGCUCGCCUGGAUACAGCUCAUCCAUCGAGCGACUCUCCUGCCCUCGCUGGCCACCAAUAUGGACGUAUCAAAGCAAUUCUCGGAGACAGAUUACUCCGAGACAGAGUCGGACGCAGAGAGUCCGCAGAAGGAGCGCGAGCGCGACAAGGAGAAGGACAAGUCCAAGUUCGGCUCGCUCAAGAAGCUCACCGUCAGGAUGCAGCGCAGCGAGUCACACGAGAACGUGCCGCACUCCUCCACCAGCCUCGACAGGAAGUACCUCAGGUUCUUCUCCAGGAACAAGACGAAAGAUGAAGAUAAGAACAAAAAUACCAAGCUGAAGCAGACAGGUGUCCCUAUACCAACCGAACACUACCGCAGCUACCGUAAAGUUCCCCUGGCGGAUCCCCCUUCGGCGCUGAGUCCCGCGCCCCCCCCUCAGGGCCUCAGCAGCGACUCGGACGGCAACAAGCCGCGGCGGUUGCCCAAGCCGAUCAACUACAUACACGCCUCGAACCCCAACUUGCUCGACUUCGACAAAAGUGAUUUUGUUACUAAGCCUAUGAUACACGUGCCGCCGAAGCCGAAACCGAAGACGGAGAAUUUGAUGGGGUUCGUCACUCUGGAGCAGUUCAUGCUGAAGAAGCAGGCGGAAGAGCGGCGCCAGAACAGAGACGUGCAGGCGCACCGUCCUACACCACAUCCUCAUCCCCACCAGCCCCUGCGCACCACCACCACAACCCACACGGCCGCCAGGCUCGAUCACAUCGUAGCGGAUGUGAUUUACGGCGAGGUGGGCCCCAGCGAGGGUCGGCGUGAUGAUAGUAAACCUGUGUCUGUGCGCGGGAAGGAUGGUUACGAGAAGCUGGUGUUCCGCGACGAGCCCGCCGCGCGCUGGAGGGACUCGCUGCGGAGGAACGACAAGGUGCACACGACGAGCGCUAGCGGGGGCGGGGGCGGGAGCGGGGGCGGGGGCGGGGCCGGGGGAGGGAGCGGGAGCGGGGCAGGGGGAGGGGGCGGGUUAGUGGGAGGGGGCGGUGGAGGGGAGGGCGAGCGACACGCGCCGCACCCGCUGGACAGCUGGAGCGGUAGUGCGGGCAGCGGCGGCGGCGGCUGGGGGGGGCGGCAGUACCCGCACCUGGUGUGCCCCCCCACCUUCCAGCCCGAGACCUACAGCCUCGCACGCCUGCCGCCGCGACGGAACGACUCCGACGCCUAG
Molecule: messenger RNA, 3927 nt
Organism: Arctia plantaginis
Lineage: Eukaryota; Metazoa; Arthropoda; Insecta; Lepidoptera; Erebidae
Source: the annotation of a GenBank genome assembly